AUGUCUGAAUCUGUGAAACUCUACGUUUAUGAUCUAUCUCAGGGCAUGGCUCGUUCCAUGUCCAGACAACUGACAGGCAAGCAAAUUGAUGGUAUUUGGCACACUUCCGUAGUCGUAUUUGGUCAAGAGUUCUACUUUGGUCAGGGCAUCAUGACCUCAAUUCCUGGAACAACACAACAUGGACGUCCUUUAGAAAUUGUGGACAUGGGCCAGACAUUCUUGCCAUUGGAAGUUGUUGUCGAAUAUAUCGAUAGUCUUCGCUCAGUCUAUAGUGCCGAAAAGUAUCACUUGUUAGACUUCAAUUGCAAUACAUUUUCAAACGACCUUUGCCAGUUCUUGGUCGGCAAAACUAUACCUAGCCAUAUCAGUGAUCUGCCUGCUGAAUUCCUCAACACACCUUUUGGGCAGUCAAUCUUACCCAUGAUAGAGGGAAUGUUUGGGCAAUCCAAGCUGAGCAGCAGUAGCGGCAACGCAGUAGCACCACAGCAACCAUCAGCAGAAGCAGCAUCCAUGUUGCAAGGCAUCUCUUCUGCUGCGAUAUCUGCGGCACCAACAACAGUGAAUCCAGUACAAAUUGCCAACACAGCAACUGCAGUAGACGGCUUUAUCUCGGCCUACAAAGCAGUUAUUGUGUUCUUUACAUCAGCAUCAUGUCCUCCAUGUCGUAUGAUUAAGCCUGAUUUCGAAAACUUGAUCCGAGAAAAGAAUGGCGAUAGUGAGAAGAUCAAAAUAUUGGGCGUUAUAAUGGAUACCUCCAUGGCACCCGAUGCAGCGAAAUACGGUAUUCGUGCUACACCUACUUUCCAGUUGUUUUUGAAUGGACAAAAGUAUUCAGAAUUCAAGGGUGCAAACUAUGCAGAGUUGAAAAGCCAAGUGGAUAUCUUGCUGUUUGAAGCAUUUCCUCCUCAUCCGCAUAGAAAAAUUCUGCUUAGAGCUGUGGUGGAUCAACCCAAUGUGCCUAUCUUGUACUCUACACCAGGAAAAUGGGAGAUGAUCUACACUAAAUUGCACUCGUUUUUGGAGACACAAAGUAUCACUUUGGAUGCGGAUCAAAAGAGCGUGCUGGAUCAAUCCAAGGCUUUUCUGGAAAAGAAGGAUACCAACUUGAAUGCUGGUCAAUGGAAGCUGUUGGUUGAUGUAUUGUUGCAAAAGCUGACAGUGGAUCAACUCUUCCCUUUGUUUGAUAUCUAUAGGUCUUUAUUGCUAUCAAAGACUGUCUCUGAUUUCUACGUGAAUGAUCCUUCUCAAAUCGCAAGCAUUUUGGAAAUCGCAUCCCAGAACGAAACACCUGCCAAAGCAACAUGGCUUAUGAUUUUGAGAAUUGCUUGUAAUCUAUUCGCCAACACAACAUUAUCCACCACACAAUUCACUUCAAAUCUUGCGGCAUCGCAUCGUUCUCAGCUUACACAACUCUUGGUUACAAGCCUAUUGGCCUCAGAUGCUCAAGUCAGACAGGCAGCAGCCUCUUUAGCAUACAACUGCUCCACUUGCAUUGCAGUCGAGAGGUUGGAAAAGGAAAAGGGCACGUUCUCAGGUAUGGCUGAGCAAGAGGACGAUGAUUGGGAAGUCGAGCUAUCCAGUGCUGUAAUGGACGCAUUGAUCAAGGAGAUGGAUGAAGAGAUUAUUCAUCGUCUUUUGGCGGCCAUGAGUAAAUUCUUAUUCCUGGCACCUCAAGAUAGAUCCUCAGUCGCUGAUCUGCUCUCUGCAUUAGACAUUCAGCAUGUGAUUGAAGAGAAAAAGACAUCCAAAGUGAUCAACAGCAGCAAAGUGCUGGCAUUAGGGCGAGAUAUAUGUGAAUUGGUAAAGCAAAUAAACUAG
Messenger RNA from Mucor velutinosus, 1818 nucleotides. RefSeq lists its product as uncharacterized. The record is from RefSeq and is a predicted model, not a curated record. NCBI's taxonomy places the organism in Eukaryota, Fungi, Mucoromycota, Mucoromycetes, Mucorales, Mucoraceae. Gene Ontology annotation, biological process: protein modification by small protein removal. Bases 1 to 1818 code for a protein of 605 amino acids. Gene Ontology annotation, molecular function: peptidase activity. The transcript has 7 exons.